Molecule: messenger RNA, 697 nt
Organism: Lucilia cuprina (Australian sheep blowfly)
Lineage: Eukaryota; Metazoa; Arthropoda; Insecta; Diptera; Calliphoridae
Product: short transmembrane mitochondrial protein 1
Exons: 4
Coding region: 322-510 (62 amino acids)
Source: RefSeq, a predicted model, not a curated record
AAACACGCGUUUUAUCUAUAAAAUACUACAAUUAAUUAAUUAAAAUUCAAUAACAAAACUUUAUUCUACGUUCUCUUUAAAAAAAAUUAUAUUUACUCAACCUUCUUUUAAGAGUUUAAUAGAGGGUUCUCUUUGUUGUGAAAAAGAAGAAGAAAAAAUUUGUAUUGAAAAAAGCUCUUAUUUGUUUUGACAGCAAAAUUGUUGUUGUUUAAACAGGUGUGAGAGUGUGUGUUCGUGUGUGUGCGAAUUUUGUAGAUUUUUUUUCCCUCAGUUUUUAUAAAACUCUUCAAACUGGCAGUCGACGGGUCUGGCAUCUACGAUAUGCUGAAAUUUUUGAUAACAUUUAGUGCUGGUAUUUACACCGGUAUCUACAUCAGCCAAAACUAUGAGGUUCCUCGUGUCGACGAACCCGGUAAAAUAAUUGAUAAAAUUAAAGAAUUGGCCGAUGAGCAUCGUAAAAAUUUGACUGAUUUUGUUAAAGAAAUUUCAAAUAAUCGCAAAGAAAAAUAAUAUUGCCUGCAAGCAAGUUCAAAAUUUUAUAAUGCCAGCAAGACCCAUUCAAAAUUAGAAAGAAACCCAAAUUUUAGUUGAAGUUUUGAAAGAAAAUCUUUAGUAUGGGAACAAUUUUUAUUAUAAAUAUAUACAAAUAUUGAAGUAUUAUAUUAAUCCGUAUUAAUAAAUUGAUUGAUGUACUUUU